Messenger RNA from Helianthus annuus (common sunflower), 713 nucleotides. RefSeq names its product transcription factor PRE1. Lineage: Eukaryota; Viridiplantae; Streptophyta; Magnoliopsida; Asterales; Asteraceae. Bases 243 to 521 code for a protein of 92 amino acids. The transcript has 2 exons. Gene Ontology annotation, molecular function: protein dimerization activity. Gene Ontology annotation, biological process: regulation of growth; regulation of DNA-templated transcription. The record is from RefSeq and is a predicted model, not a curated record.
UCAUAUUCAACAUCUUGGACAUGCGUCACACACAUCGUACCCUCUCUUUCUUCUCAUUUCCCCGUGUAAUCUGUUGUUUUUUAUAUCAUAAGUAAGUUUAUUGUGUUGAAUAAGACUGUUAUUAAGUUGAAUCUACUGUUGUUAAUUGUCAUUCCCCCAAAACAAUCUGUAUAUAUACAUCAUCACCACCUCUCUCCAUUGUCCCAAAACACCACUUACAUUUGCACUUUCAUUCUUCCGUAAUGUCAAGCAGAAGAUCGGCCCAAUCAUCAAAUGAGGCUGUAAGGCUCACUGAUGCUCAAAUUGUACAACUCCUCUCGAAGUUGCAACAACUUCUUCCCGAGAUUCGUAAUCGGCGUUCCAACAAGGCAUCGGCUUCAAAAGUGUUACAAGAGACUUGCAAGUAUGUAAGAAGCUUGCAUAAGGAGGUUGACGAUCUUAGCGAACGAUUGUCACAUUUACUGUCCACCAUCGAUGAUGAGAGCCCUGAAGCUUCAGUCAUCCGAAGUUUGAUUAUGUAAUAUUGUAUCGGUUAUAUAUUCCAUCCUACGUGUUAAUUUAUGGUGUUUGUGUACCUAAAAUUAGUUAUGUAUUAAACGUGCUUACAUACAUAUCUAUAUAGGGUUUAUAUUACCAUAUAUGUUGUACUGAUCAGAAAGUUAGUUGGUAACUUUAUAUAGAUAAUAUAUUGCAUCACUUUAAUCAUCGUCAAA